AUGGCCGCUUACAGCGCAGGCUACGAAAACUACGAUCCCUAUAUGUCCCGCUCUAUGUCUCGUUCUAUGUCUCGCCGCCAGUCAAUUGGCUACCCAGGAACUCCUUAUUACGGUCAGCAGAGCUACUCGGAAGGCGCAGUGGGCACAGAAUAUCCACAGCCAUAUCAGACAUAUCCGAAUAGUGCUCUUGUACCUCUCAACGACGGAAUAUCAGGAUACGACAUGGAUGAUCCUUACUACGAUGACCGUCAGAUGUCCAUGUCGUACCCCAGUUCAAUGUCUUAUUCAACCUCAGCGGUAAUGCCCAGAUCGCGCCGUCACUCAACAGUAUCAUUUGCCACCCGCCCCCAAGGUCUAGACGCCUACCGGGUGCCCAGUGCCCUUCACCUGAAAUUCAAGCGAAAAGGAUCAUUCAGCUCAGGGAUCGGACUCGACGAAGCGCAGCAACGGAUUCGGCUUUCAGGAAAUGACGCAUAUACGUUCCACGAUCUUCAUGCGGAUAGUCGCGGUCGCAUCCAUCUCAGAGUCAAGUGGACAGGUUACUCUUCACUGACAUACGAAAUCCCGUUGGACGGGUAUGAUGGACGUGUCGAUCUGCAGACUCUGGCCCGGCGUGUCUCGAGAGCCUGUGUUCACUACCUCCAGAAUCAACAGGCGAAUGUUAUUCCUAUUCUCUGGGAUCGCGUCUUGUUGCACCAUUUGGAGGAGAUUUCAUACGGUGUAUGGCAGCCCAUGCUCUCUACACGUUGA
Psilocybe cubensis is the source of this 750-nucleotide messenger RNA. RefSeq lists its product as uncharacterized. Bases 1 to 750 code for a protein of 249 amino acids. The transcript is spliced from 5 exons. The record is from RefSeq and is a predicted model, not a curated record. Lineage: Eukaryota; Fungi; Basidiomycota; Agaricomycetes; Agaricales; Agrocybaceae.